CUGACCGCGGACUCGCGGAAGAGUCACGUGAUCUUCCCCCAGCCCAACUACGCGGACACGCUCAUCAGCCAGGAGAGCUGUGAGAAAAAGGAUUUUCUAUCAGCACCGCAGUCUUUACUUGAAGAUAAAGAAGAAACAUUUUCUCAGGAGGAAAACGGAGCUUGAGCGCUGGUCCACCAUUUCCUUGUUCCUAAAAAGCAAAGAACCAGUCAGUCAGAUUCCAGAAGAUCCGAGGCUGCUACAAAGCUCAGUUUGUCAGUCAACCAGCUCUGUGACAUAUAAAUUAGGACCAUAAAAGCCUUAGUUCCUUGAGAAAAAAUAAGAUUUGAGUCCGUCGUGGGCACUUGGAACCGAAUUCACAGAAAAUAAUUCACCAAAGAGGAAAUGACAAAAUAUCUGAGAUUCAAACACCGCAGAGGACUGACCCUGCUGUGCAUGCUUCUGGGGACGCUGUGCAAGACUGGAUCCGGGCAGAUCCACUAUUCAGUGCAGGAGGAGCUGGACAAAGGCUCCUUUGUGGGCAACAUCUCCAAGAACCUGGAACUCGAGCCCUGGGAGCUGGCGGAGCAUGGAGUCCGCAUCGUCUCCAGAGGUAGGACGCAGCUCUUUGCUUUGAACCUGCAAAGCGGCAGCUUGGUCACGGCAGGCAGGAUAGACCGGGAGGAGCUCUGCGCUCAGAGCGCACUGUGUCUGGUAAAAUUUAACAUCCUGGUUGAAGACAAAUUGAAAAUUUUUGAAGUAGAAAUAGAAAUUAAAGACAUUAAUGAUAAUGCUCCUGAUUUUCUAACAGAGGAAUUGUUAAUAAAAAUUGGUGAACUAACGGCUCCUGGAACUCGAUUUCCACUUAAGACUGCAUUUGACCCAGAUGUGGGCAUGAACUCCCUUCAGAACUACCACCUCAGCCCCAAUGACUACUUUUCCCUGGCUGUGAAGCAUGUCUCUGAUGGGGCCAAGUACCCAGAGCUGGUGCUGGAGAGGGCUCUGGACCGUGAGCAAAAGAAAGUUCACCAGCUUGUCCUCAUUGCUUCUGAUGGUGGAAACCCUGUCCUCUCUGGCAACUUAUGCAUCCAAGUGGUAGUUCUGGAUGCAAAUGACAACCCACCAGUAUUUACUCAACCUGAAUAUCAAGUAAGUGUUCCGGAGAACUUGCCAGUGGGUACCACGCUGCUCACAGUGAAUGCCACUGACCCUGACGAAGGAUUCAAUGCUCAAGUGUCCUAUAUUCUAGAUAAAAUGCCUGGGAGCGUCGCUCAGAUGUUUGAUCUCAAUUCAGUGACUGGAGAUAUAUCAAUUUUAAAAAGUCUAGAUUAUGAGGAUGCUACAUUCUAUGAAAUUAAAAUUGAAGCACAAGAUGGACCUGGUCUCCUUUCAAGAGCUAAGAUAUUAGUCACAGUUCUGGAUGUGAAUGACAACGCCCCAGAAAUUAUUAUCACUUCUCUUACUGGAUCAGUCCCAGAAGAGGCUACUGCUGGAAGAGAAAUUGCCCUUAUCAAUGUACACGACCGGGAUUCUGGGCAAAAUGGGCAAGUCACAGUUUUUGUCCUGGGAAAUAUGCCAUUUAAUUUAGAAAAAUCAAUAGACCAAUAUUACCGCUUAGUGACAGCCAGAUCUCUAGACCGUGAACAGGUGUCUGAAUAUAACAUCACUCUCAGAGCCACAGAUGGAGGAAAUCCCCCACUGUCCACAAGUACUCAUAUCACUCUGCGUGUUGCAGACAUCAAUGACAACCCGCCUGCCUUCAGUCAGUCCUCCUACUCUGCCUACAUUCCUGAAAACAACCCCAGGGGAGCUUCCAUUUUCUGUGUGACCGCCCAGGAUCCUGACAGCAUCCACAAUGCCCACAUCACUUAUGCACUGACUGAGGAUACUAUCCAGGGAGCGCCUCUCUCCACCUAUGUCUCCAUCAAUUCUGACACCGGUGUCCUGUAUGCGCUCCGUUCCUUUGACUAUGAGCAGGUUAGAGACCUACAGCUAUUGGUGACAGCCAGUGACAGUGGGAACCCUCCACUCAGCAGCAAUGUGUCAUUGAGCAUAUUUGUGCUGGACCAGAACGACAAUGCGCCCGAAAUCCUGUACCCCGCCUUCCCCACCGACGGUUCCACAGGCGUGGAGCUGGCGCCCCGCUCCGCAGAGCCCGGCUACCUGGUCACUAAGAGUCACGUGAUCUUCCCCCAGCCCAACUACGCGGACACGCUCAUCAGCCAGGAGAGCUGUGAGAAAAGUGAGUCCUUCCUGGUAUCUCAAGAUUUACUGGAAACGAAAGGAGAUCCCAACCUACUUCAGUUCGCCGACAGCCUACAAGAAGUGCUGCCAGAUGUCAGCGACCGCCCGGCGCCCUCUGACCCCCAGGCUGAGCUGCAGUUUUACCUGGUGGUGGCUUUGGCCUUGAUCUCGGUGCUCUUCCUCCUCGCGGUGAUUCUGGCGGUUGCUCUGCGCCUGCGCCGCUCCUCCCACCCCGCUGCCUGGGGCUGCUUUCGCCGGGAUCUCAGUUCCAAGUCCGGACCUGGGGUUCUCCCCAGUUACAGUGAAGGGACUUUGCCCUAUUCCUAUAAUCUGUGCGUGGCCUCACGAUUAGCUAAGACAGAGUUUACUUUUUCCAACCUGAAACCAGAAAUGGCUCCUCCUCGGGAUCUCCUUUGUGACGAUCCUUCUAUGGAUGUAUGUGUCAGCAAUGAAGACCCCCAAAUCGUUUAUGAUUCGUCUUUUGCCUCUCACGUGAGUUUCAGCAAACCUGCUUUUAUUCUUUUUUAUUGUUCAUUUUUCUAG
Molecule: messenger RNA, 2766 nt
Organism: Leptonychotes weddellii (Weddell seal)
Lineage: Eukaryota; Metazoa; Chordata; Mammalia; Carnivora; Phocidae
Source: RefSeq, a predicted model, not a curated record